Molecule: messenger RNA, 6454 nt
Organism: Monascus purpureus
Lineage: Eukaryota; Fungi; Ascomycota; Eurotiomycetes; Eurotiales; Aspergillaceae
Source: the annotation of a GenBank genome assembly
UAUAGAUUCAACAGAAGCUUCACCUCUAUCAUCUCUGUUUGAACAAGCCGAAUGGGAGACCCAGUCAUCGAGUGAUACGCGAUAAGCCAUGCUCACGGAAUGUGAGAAGAUUCUAGGACAGGGCCUUCUUCGCCUCCCUCAGAAACAUAACUACCGUUACGGGCCCGAGGCGGAGAAGGAUCUCUUAGAGCUUCUUUUCCGCUCUCUUGCAGGUCACAGCGAAGAGCGCCUACGACAUCUAUUCCCCGAUGGUCUUCCGAACGGGCCGUGGAAGCUAGCUGAAGCUCAGGGCGCGAAGGAAGGAGCGGAAUACUCGGAGGCUGCGAGGGGAAAGCGAUGCGGUCAUAUUUUCAGAGCAGGAGAAGCUACUUAUCACUGCGUAACCUGUGCCGCGGAUGAUACCUGUGUUCUUUGCAGUCGAUGCUUUGAUGCCUCCGAUCAUACUGGUCACCAAUACCAGAUUUCGCUUUCGUUGGGAAACUGCGGGUGCUGCGACUGCGGUGAUGAGGAGGCCUGGAAGCUGCCGUUGUUCUGUGCCAUUCAUACGGAUAGUGAGAGUGCAAAGGGGAAAGAGCGCGCGCGGAAUCCCUUGCCGCAAGAAUGGGUGGAUAGUAUCAGACUCACUAUUUCCCGGGCAAUGGACUACUUCUGCGAUGUCAUUUCAUGUUCGCCUGAGCAGCUAAGACUCCCGAAGACGGAAGAAGGAAUCAGGCUCGACGAGGUAGCAUCCAGGCUGCAUCCAGGGUGGUAUGGUGAAGGGGACUUGUCGGAUGGAGAGCCUGAAUUUGCUGUCGCCCUGUGGAACGACGAGAAACAUACCAUUAGGGAUGUAGCACACCAGGUCAACAGAGCUUGUCAAGAACGGAACAGUUUUGGAAAUGCCAGAGCACACGAGACGAAUGAUAUUGGUCGAAGUGUAGUCAAGUAUUCCCGAGACGUCCAGAGGCUGCUGGGUGUCUCGAAGAUUCUCGAGCAGAUCAAGGUCACUGUUACAGUGAGGUCUGCGAGGGAUACCUUCAGGGAACAGAUGUGCGGCACGAUUGUCGAAUGGUUUGCAGAUAUCUCCGGUUGCAGUGUGCUUGAUGAUAAUGAGAUCCUGCGCCAUGUUAUUUGUGAGGAGUUACUGAGUCCCUGGAGACGAGGUAGCGGCGCUUACAAUGCGGAUAUUGGAAUGAAGGGUAUCGAUGAUCAUCAGAGGUCUGACAAUGCGCCGUUUCGAACCGUCAUGGUAACCCUCUCGCCUCAAGGUCGAGUGAUUCUAGCAGCGGACGACGAUGAUGAUGAGGGCGAGGAGGGAGAAGAGGAUGAAGACGAAGGCCUUGCUGGUAACGACGAUGAGGAAGACGAGGAAUACGUUGAUGCCCAUGACGAUAUAGAUGAUGAUGAUGUUGAGACAAUUCUCCACCGCCUCCGUGAGAGCGUUGAUGAAGAUGGAGAUGUGGCAAUGGGUAAUGCUGAUAAUGAGGGCGAGUCUGGAUAUUCCCAUCAGCAACCGCAAGCGCCUCAGGAGGGCCAGCAGACCGAACAUGAUCGAUCCAUUCGCCGCGAGCCAGAGACCGGUGGGAAUCGUGCUCUGCCUCAAGUUCACAUACCCCGAACCCCUUCAGGGUUUGUUCGACCAUCCCCGGCAAGAACCCCAAGCUACUGGCUUGUGAGACCUUCUGCUCCUGUGACGGGUGAGGGUAUCCCACCCUACGAGGACUUGUGGCAGCGCACCCGUCUUGACUGGAUGAUCCUUUUCGAUCUGCGGCUAUGGAAGAAGACUCGGACAGAUCUCCGUGAUCUUUACAUUAGCACAGUGGUCAACAUCCCUCAGUUCAAACGGAUCAUGGGCCUCAGGUUGUCAGUGUUAUACACUGCUCUUGCACAGCUGUAUCUGAUAGCUGAUAGAGAGCCGGAUCACUCUAUUGUUAAUCUGUCUCUGCAGCUUCUCACCACUCCUUCAAUCACUGAGGAAAUCGUCCGGCGUGGCAACUUCCUUACCAAGGUCAUGGCCAUCCUCUAUACAUUCCUUACGACAAGGCAGGUAGGCGAACCGUACGAGGUUAAUCCAAAUGCCACGUUGGCUUUCGAUGCCGGAUCUGUGACGAACCGACGACUGUACCAUUUCUUCUUGGAUCUACGGUAUCUUCUCCAGUCAGAAUACGUACAGUACCAUGUACGCACGGAGAAGCAAUAUCUUCCCCAGUUUCUGGAUCUCGUAAAACUUUCCCAGGGAAUUUGCCCCAACGUACGCGCCGUGGGAGAGCAUGUGGAAUAUGAAACAGACGCAUGGAUUAGCGCAUCAAUCCUGAUGCGAGAGAUUAAUCGACUCUGUCGUCAAUUCUGCGAGGCGUUUCGCCAUCCUGAGAAUGACAACGGAGAGAACCUUCUCAGGGCGAUCAAAACAGCAGCUGUAACUGCCAUUGUGCAUUCGACAGGCGUAGAACGCCAGCGUUUUGAUCAGGCUGAAAUCAAGGAGUACGUUCGAUUCAAGUCCCUACCAUGCUUCGAUUUCGAGGUCGAUCAGAACGGUCAGAUCCCCCGUCAUCGUGUGGUGAACUUCGUCGUCGAAAAGGGCUCGAUUAGUUUCCAUCAUGCUCUACAUUACACUCUAUCAUGGCUGCUGGAGUGUGGACGAGGCCUGAGCAGUGCCCUGAUGCGCGAUAUCUUACUGGAUGCGGCCCAGACUUCAAAUGAAAAUUAUGUUCGCGAUCCCUCUCUGACUCCCGAUGAUUUGCUUCUCUUAAUGUUUGAUUAUCCGCUCAGAGUCUGUGCAUGGCUCGCCCAAAUGAAAGCCGGAAUGUGGGUUCGCAAUGGCCUCAGCCUUCGGCAUCAAAUGUCACAGUACCGUGGGGUCUCGUCUCGCGAUUUUGCAUACUAUCGUGAUAUUUUUCUGCUCCAAACAGCAAUGGUAACGCUAGAUCCCAGCAGGGUCCUUGCAUCCAUCGCCGACCGGUUCGGAAUGGUCGACUGGAUGACUAGAGACUACGUGCCUCGUGCUGGCUAUGAGGAUUCCCAGAUUGUGGACGUCGCUGAGGAGUUCGUCCACCUACUUGUCAUCUUACUCACGGACCGCACCUCCUUGAUUGCCAUCGAUGAUAGUACCGCUUUGGCUCGUGAAAACAUGAAGCGGGACGUUGCCCACGCACUGUGUUUCAAGGCUCUUUCUUUCUCUGAUCUCUCGAGCCGACUCAGCGACAAGCUGCUUGACUCGGAUAUGUUCCAGGACAUUCUUGACGAGGUUGCAAACUUCCGUGCUCCUGAGGGUCUAAAUGAUACCGGAACCUUUGAGCUGAAAUCCGAGUAUAUUGAUCUGAUAGAUCCUUAUAGUGCGCAUUACACGAAGAACCAGCGAGAUGAAGCGGAGAAUAUUUACAAAGAAUGGAUGGCAAAGAUGACAGGGAAGAAGCCGUCAGAUAUUGUCUUUGAGCCAAAAUUGCGACCUAUCGCCUGGGGUGCCUUUUCUAACUUACCGCUAUUCACCAAGACCCUUUUGUUUGCUCAAAUCGUGCAUCAGUGCCUGGAGUAUGCAGUGUCUUCUAAGGAUCGCACCCCGAAUAUCCCAGUUACAAGAGUCGAGACAUUUCUCCACAUGGUGCUUCAUUUAAUUCUGUCUGCGGCACUCGAAGAUCAUGUCAUAGACACCCACGGGACGGACGAUUCAACGGAUUCAUUUGUCAUCCACGCCCUGACGAAAACUAGGAUGACACAAGCAGGGAACUUGACAAUAAUUGGCCUGCUCGAAAAGAUCUCUUCCAUGGGUGAAUAUGCCUCUUGCAGUGCCAAGAUUCGUCAUAUUCUGAAACGGUUCUGGCAGAGGAAUCCUCGGGCUUACAUGGCUGCAACCUCCUCGCUAAGCUUCCCCUUUGAUAGGGUCGAUACGGCAUCUCCUGCCGUUGAUACCAGCGCUGAAAAGGACCUUAAGAAAAAACAAGCACUCGAAAGACAAGCAAGAGUCAUGGCUCAGUUCCAGCAACAGCAACAGAACUUCUUGAACAACCAGGGUGACAUUGAUUGGGGUGAAGAAGAUUUCAGUGAUCUUGAGUCCGAUGCAGAGUCUGCGGCUCCUCAGGCGAAGGUUUGGAAGUUUCCCAGUGGUCCUUGUAUCCUGUGUCAGGAAGAGACCAACGAUUCGAGGUUCUACGGCACAUUUGCUCUUGUCCAAGACAGCGGUAUUCUAAGGCAGACCUGUAUUCAAGACUCCGAUUGGAUUCGGGAGGCUCUAAAUACGCCUUCUAGCUUGGAUAAGUCGGCCGAGCGUUUACGUCCUUUCGGAGUCGCGGGUGAGAACCGCACCACUGUGCGAAAGUUGGAUUCUACGGGUGGAGAAGUCAUCAGUGAAAAGAUUGGACUCAGCAAAGGUUUUGACCCAAGACAUACGCUGCGUGGACCGGUUACCACUGGUUGCGGACAUAUCAUGCACUAUUCAUGCUUCGAAGUCUAUUAUACCGCCACACGGACAAGACAUACCCAGCAAAUCGCCAGGCACCACCCGGAACGCUUGGAUCGCAACGAAUUCGUCUGCCCUCUUUGCAAGGCUCUGGGAAAUGCAUUUCUUCCCAUCACUUGGAAGGGCAAGGAAGUGACAUAUCCUGGUGCAUUGGCUACUUCCAUGUCUUUUGGCGAGUUUAUGGCUGAUGGGAUUGAGUCGGCGCUCUCUCAGUUACAGAACUAUACAAUCCUCAUGCACGGCGACCAACCACAGCUACAACAGUAUCAAGAUGUAUUUCUGGACUACCUUUCGAGAACAUUGGUUCCUCAAUUAGCGUCAAGGAUAAGCCAGCUCUUGAACCAGUUCCUAACAUCUUCGUUUCCCCCAGCCGCGGCUUUUCGGCCGAUUACAAGAUUGGCGCUGCCUGGUAAUUUCCCAGCUCCCGAUGACUCCUUGGCAACGAUAGGCUCGCUUCAGGUUUCUGGUUCCGGGGAUAGCCCCAUGGCGGAGCUUCUCCAGAUAUACAAGCGGCUUAAGGGAACGCUUGGACUAAAUGGAAUACCCUCUCUCUUCAAUCAUGCGUCGGAUACACUGAAUUCUGAUGAAUUGGUUCAGUCUGAUUCUUUAAUUCGAAGCUUUGGAUUCAGCAUUGCAGCUGUAGAGAUUGCCCAGCGAGGCGUUGAAUCUGAACCGGGCUCGACCCUGCUGGACAAGAUUCCCCAAUUGACACUCACUCACCUUCGUGUCUUGGCGGAGACAGCGUUGUCCUAUUCUGCAAUUGGUUUCCUGCAUAGCGUUGGUAGCUUGAAAACUCGAGCCAGCCAUGAAUUUCAAGAAAUGCACCGCCAGAAGCUAUGUCAAUUAUUUUUCGGUCAUCCUAGUGUGCGUGGGACACCACUCCUAGAUGAUUUCCACAGUAUCGAGCCAUUACUUACGGCAGAUACGUUCGUAUUUUUGGCCGAAUGCUCACUUUCACUUCUGCCCGUUUUCAACGUCGAUUUCCGCCACCUUAUUCAACUAUGUUACGUGGCGGAAAUCAUUAAGGUCGCUGCUACGUAUAUUCUGUGGCCCGCGGGCCUGAAGGAGGAGUUAGCUCAACAUGGAGAUGCUCAUUAUUUGUUGGAUGUCGAACUGUCGGAUGGGAGCUACGAGUGCACCAAGCAUUUCUUCGAUGCCAUCGUUGCGGAACUGAGGGCAACCCCAUCUCCAGCGAGUGGCUACGUCAAGGAUGGUGAGCAGUCUGCAACUCCGGGUGUCAUCAUAGCAUUGAGACGCCUAAUUUCGAGCUAUGCUUUGACAUUCCUUCGUAAGACUAUUAUCUUACUCCACGUGCAACACGGCGUCGAAUUUCCCAACACUGGCGUCACCGAAAUGGACAUCUCAGAGUUGGACCGUCUUACGGCAAUCUUGAAACUCCCGACACUGGAUGAGGUCUUUUCUUCGAUUGUCACCUCCCGGGAAAACGGCGACCCACUCGCAGCCGUCUUUUCGGGGUGGAUCUUUCACUGGGAUGCCUCGCGUUCUGGUAUCCGCGUUAAUGAUCAUAGACUGGGUUUGAGCUUGCCUCACCCUGGGAUCUUCGAGCUUGUGGGUCUGCCGAAAUACUAUGACAGCUUGAUAGAGGAGGCAAAUCGGAGACGAUGCCCAAAUUCGAAGAAGGAACUGAGUGAUCCGAGUAUAUGUCUGUUCUGUGGGGAUAUAUUCUGUUCGCAGGCCGUGUGCUGCACAGAUAAAGGAAGCAAUUUGGGUGGAUGUAACCAGCAUCUUCGGAAGUGUGGCAAGAAUGUUGGAUUGUUCAUCAACAUCCGAAAAUGUGCAGUUCUCUAUCUCCACAACAGCAACGGCUCCUGGCAUUAUGCACCCUAUCUCGAUCGCCAUGGGGAAGUUGAUCCGGGUCUCAGGCGAAACCGCCAACUCAUCUUGAACCAAAAACGGUACGAUCGUCUUCUCCGUGACGUGUGGCUAUCCCAUGGCAUUCCAGCAACAAUAAGCAGAAAGUUGGAGGCAGAUAUUAAUAAUGGCGGGUGGGAGACGAUAUGA